UAUUCAGCUUUGGUCUUAGUUGGUCUUGCUUUUACGUUCCGUAUGUGGCUUUCGCUUUGCCAGUUUUAUUGUAAAGUUUAGAGUAGUACAGUCCUUUCAAGAACAGGAUUCCCCAUUUAAAAAAAAAAUUAUAAGUAAAAAAAUUAAUUAUAUAAAAACACACUGACUCUGGUUUCGUGAGGCCACGAUAGACAGAGCCAAAAGCCGAUCCUCUCCCCGAAAUGGGUCCCAAGAAGGAGUCUGUGAGCAAGGAGCCUGUGGCCACAGAGGAGCCACCACCGCGGGUCGAAAAGCCCAAGAAAGUUGCCCCGCCGAUCUUUGUCUUCGACGUUGUGGUCACCCAUGUGGAGUCCCCAAAUGCCGAGUUCACAAAGCCUGAAAAGCUGGAGAUCAUUGCCACUUUCGGCAAGAUCCCAAUGGACCUGGCUCCUGAUCAGGUCAACGUAAGCGACUUCAAGCCAAACACCAGCCUCACCUUCCAGAAGGAACCCAACGAUAUGAGAAAGCUGGUGAAAGAUUGUGGCGUCUCCUUUGCGGUAACCUAUGCCAAGAAGAUUAUUGGUGCUGCCCAGGCCUCCUUUCCGCUCAGCAUCGUAGAUGCCAUUGAUCGGGACAUGGCUGACAUUGUCCACACGGACACCGUUAUGUUGGAGCGCGGCGGAGAGGCGACCGGCAAAGUGGAGUUCCUUUGCCGACUGGUUUGCAUGUGUGCUCCCGAAGAGGGCGAGUCCGAGUGCCAGCGGUUGAUGGACCGAAGCAUCAAUCCGCAGGACAUAAUGUUCGUUCUGGGCGAAUCCCAGGUAUGUCCCAGUGCCUGCGCGCCGUGUGCCAACGAAUUGGAGGAUGAGGAAGGCGACGAGCGCCUCCGGCUGGAUCUGGAACGCUACCGCAGUCAGGGUGGCGGUAUCAAGCCCUACAAGAUGACGACGGACAAUCCAUCUAUGGUGCCUGCCUGCUGUGAACUAAAGAAAAUGGCCAUCGAGUACGAGCAGAUGAUCGACGCCAUAACCAAGUCCACUGGCAAGGCACCGCCACCCGAGCCGCCGUGUCGCGAUCCCGAUGAAGUGGCCGCCAUGGGUAUGAAUCCCUGCUUCUGCCAGAAGCCGGAUCCACCGAUGCUAAUCGAUCUGCCGGCGCCGCCGAACAAGCCCUGCUUCGUUUACCUCCCCGCCUAUCAGGAGGAUGAAGAGAUGCCGGACUUUUGUGACCGUAACCUCAUCCCGGUGCCGAUUGCCGACUGCGACGGCCAGCCGAUGCCGGACAUCAAGCCCAUACGCUUCUGUCCCGUCUGCCUGACCAACAUGUCCUGGCUGCCCAAGUUCGCUUCCUGUCCCAAGUGCGGCGUCAAGCCCAUGCCCGUGGUGGAGGAGCGGCACAAGGAGAAGAAGCUGUCCGCCGACCAGAUCCUGCUCGAGUUUCUGGGCCAGCCGCCGCCCCCUGUGGAGGACUAUUGUGAAAAUCCCUGCGACAAGGCCAUGCAGGCCAAAUCGGAUGCUGCCGCCAAUGAAGAGUGUCCGCCCUGCCGUUGCACUUGCAGGCACGGCAAGAUGUGCGCCCACUGUCGCAUCCGGAAGUCCUGCGCCGACAUCUUCAAGUCGGACAGAUAUUUACCGCCCAAGUGCCCCAAGGUGCAGCCAAAGGAUUCGGAGGAUUUCUGUGUGGUGAACAAGAGCUCCGACGACUGCCGCCCCUACCUGGCUAAGGUCUUCUCCGAGCUGCGCGACCUCUACGACAUCAAGGAUACCAAAAAGAUGUCCGAUCUCGACGAGAACUGUGAACGGAUGGCGCCGAAGCCAACGGCAACGCCGGCUGGAACAGUGCAGACCAAGGGCCAGGCAAAGGAGCAGGCAACCACAGCCAAAUCAUUGCACAUUCCGCCCAACAACAAGGGCCAGAUCUCCGGCAGGCACAGAAAGUGCGUCGGCCAGGCGGGCUUCGUGUCGCGCAACCAUGGCUGGGCCUGGAGCAAGAGCUGGGAGGCCAAGAAACUGGGCUGGCGUCCGGGCGCCAUCCGCAAGCCCAUCAAGAACCUGAUGAAGUUCUUCCUGGAGCGAUCUCAGGACAAGAAUGAUCUGAUCAAGGAAGCCGAAGCUUUGGAGCGCGAGAAAGAGCUGGCCGCCCCGGUCUUGAAAAUCUGCAAGAAGGACGGCGCCAUCUACAUCACGCUGCGUCCACUGAGUCCGCUGGGCGUCCGCCAGAAGCCCAUCACCUUCCGGAUCGUGAAGAGUGACCUGGCGGUGGCGCUGCGCGAGAUCAAGCGGAAGCUCAAGGACAAGGGCUAUCGCAAGUGCACCUGCCACCAGACCCUGAUGAUGUGCACCUGUCGCGACGCCCUCGAGAAGAGGCACCUGCAGCGGGCCCUGGACAAGGAGUGCCAGCGUCACUUCAUCGCGCCCGCAGCCGAACAUCUGAUUCUAACCGACACCAGCGAGAGCGACAUGGAGUACGACUUUGAUGUCACUCCGCCGGCGGGCACUGAACAAAAGUACCCGCCUCCCAUUCCUCCACCGACCGUAAACCACGGCACCCAGACGUCCAAGAAGGACAUGAUGCCCCCACCGAAAAAGUAUCCCAUACAGAUAUCACCCUAUUACCGGGGAUUCGAUUGCGCUCUCGGGGAUCGCUACAUGGGCACCGCGUUCGGCUGGCCGGGCGAGCUCGUCUUCGAGGACGGCGUCUUCGGACUGGCGGGCGGCGGACCCCACGGCCCUAAUCCUAUGCCCUGCGGCCGACCACGGCCCGGCACUGCCUGGGGUGGAGGAUCAGCAGGAGGAGCAGCAGGUGGAGGACCAUAUGCUGCAUUUGGAGGAGUAGGCGGAGGGGGAGGAAUGCUCGCUGGACGCGGACGUAGGCAAGGAGUCGGUGGAAUGGGAGGUGGCGGUGGUCCCGGCGGAUUUGGAGGACCCGGCGGACUAGGAGGUCCUGGAGGCGGAGCCUGGAAGGGCUUCCCUGGCGUCAAGGGUGCUAAAGGUGGUUUUGGUGGUUUUGGUGGUGUAGGUGGAAAGGGAGGCCCAGGUGGCGGCGGCCCAAGUGGACCGAUCCCGGUGCGCUAUCCCAAGAGAUUCCUUAAGCCCGCCCAGGACGCAGCCAAGGCGGCCAAACAGGCGGAAAAAGACGCUAUAGAGAAGAAAAAGAAGGGCAUCGAUAUGGUCAAGUACCUGCAGAAGAAGGGUACCCUGCGGCGGCCAUGGAAUGCUAACGAGGGCAAGGAUAAACGCCCGCGACCACCUAAGCGUACCGACAUAGGACCAGAUGGUCACACGGACUUCUCGCGACAUCGCCAGAUGCUCAUGGCAGGGCCGCCGCCGCUGCUCUCCCAGAUUCCCAGAAGAGGCAAAGGCUGCCCUCCCGACUCUGCCUUCCGCAUGGAUAUUGUUGGUUAGGGGUACCCUUAAAGGUGCUAUCCCGGUGGAUACUUUGCUCUUCGAUGUCCCUGUCAAUUCUUAUGUAAAUUCAGACGACAAAUAGCUUUGGUCAAAUAUAUAUAUUUUAUCUUAAA
Messenger RNA from Drosophila kikkawai, 3499 nucleotides. RefSeq lists its product as uncharacterized. Lineage: Eukaryota; Metazoa; Arthropoda; Insecta; Diptera; Drosophilidae. The record is from RefSeq and is a predicted model, not a curated record.